Chenopodium quinoa (quinoa) is the source of this 3396-nucleotide messenger RNA. RefSeq names its product ubiquitin carboxyl-terminal hydrolase 24-like. NCBI's taxonomy places the organism in Eukaryota, Viridiplantae, Streptophyta, Magnoliopsida, Caryophyllales, Amaranthaceae. The transcript is spliced from 8 exons. Gene Ontology annotation, molecular function: cysteine-type endopeptidase activity; cysteine-type deubiquitinase activity. Gene Ontology annotation, cellular component: nucleus; cytosol. The record is from RefSeq and is a predicted model, not a curated record. The coding region runs from base 767 to 2392 and encodes 541 amino acids. Gene Ontology annotation, biological process: protein deubiquitination.
CGGAGUACAAUUUACAACAAAAUUACAAUUAUCAAGAUUUCUUUACUAUAUCAACUACCAUAUUGGAAGUCUAAAUCACAUGUUCGUACUACUCAUUGCGAACUCCAAUUUUUUUUAUUUUUAUUCUUUUUCCUCACAUGUUCUUACUACUCAUUGCGAACUACAAUUUUUUUAUUUUUAUUUUUAUUUUUUUCCCUUAAUCUCAUACCCGGAUAGUUUUUAGUAACAAUAAUUACCCAACCGCGGUAGCCUCAUCGCGAACUACAUUUCUGUGUAUUCUAUCCGACGCACAGGCUUAACAACCGGUAACCAAAAAAGGUCACACUUUCACCCCAUGUCCUCCCUCACCCCCAAACCCCUCAAAAAAAAAACCUAAGCCUCUAAUAAACUCUCCCUUCUCACGCAAACACAUCGACAUUGGCUCCUCAUUUUUCCAGCCUUCUUCAACCUUUACACUUCGAUCUUUCACCUCUUUCUCUCACUCUCUCUCCUCCCCACUUUCCCUCUCCUCCUUCCGCCGUCGCCGCCGCAGUCGAACUGCGGCUGAGCCGUCGCAAAUACCGGAACUUUGUCGAUGAUCAACGUAUACUUUUUGGAAGAUCAGUUGAAUCCGAGUUGCCAAUUUCUGCCAUUAAAAGCCCUUUUCUUUGCUCUCUCUUAAAUUCCCUGCUUUUUUUCAUGUCUUCUUUUAUAACCCUUUAUUAUAGUAUUCUAAUUACCCAUUCUCUUACUCAUAGUACAUUCAGUCCAGUUUUUUCUGUGCAUCAUGAACAAUUCUGAGAUGAUUUUGUUUGGAUCUUUUACUGAAGAAGAGUUAAGGUCGAUAAACAAUAAACCAUCUGAGAAUUCUAAAAUACCUCCACGCAAAGAAGAACUCCAGUUUGGUUCAUUGUCUUUGGUGACAGGAGCAUUCUUGAGCAGUGAAAAUGGUGAAACUGGAACUAAGCUACCUUCUUCUGUGAAAUCAUCUGAUUCUGUCAAGAAAGUUGAUGGUCCCGUGCAUUUAAAUGACGUUGUUCCAGUAUCUAGAGCCGUCUUAAAAGAAAAUGGAAGCAUCCAUAGUUCUGAACAUUCUCACCCACUGGCUAAUGGCCUAAAACAAAUCAAAGGUGGAAGUCAUGAUCUAGCUUCUGCAUGCCUCACAAAUAAUGAUGCAACUGUUUCUUCACAACAAUUCUUAAGUUCAUCUCAAGGUUGUCAGGAUAUUAGGUUGAAGGAGAGAUAUUCUAAUGGUGUUCAUGAUGCAUCACUAAAGUCUGUCCCUUUGAAAGAUGACCUGAAAAAAGCUGCUAAUGGUAGCAUAGCUACCACUUGUGACUUGCUUCCCAGGGGCUUGAUCAAUGCUGGGAAUUUAUGUUUCCUUAAUGCGACUUUGCAAGCACUUUUAUCCUGCUCCCCUUUUCUGAAGCUUUUGCAGGAACUUCGAACUCGUGAUAUCCCGAAGGUUGAUUAUCCAACAUUGAUCGCAUUCGUGGAUUUUGUAUCGGAGUUUGACAUACCUCAUGGCUCAAGUUCAAAGACAAGAGAUCCAAAUAUUGUUGAUACUGGCAGGCCUUUUAGCCCUGCGAUGUUUGAAGAUGUGGUGAAAAAUUUUACUCCAGACGUGCCAAGUGGUUUCUCUGGCAGGACAAGGCAAGAAGAUGCUCAAGAGUUUUUGAGCUUUGUCAUGGACCAAAUGCAUGAUGAACUACUUAAGCUUGGUGGGCAAAAUUCUGGCAUGGCUGCACGGAAGUCUUUACUGGUAUCAUCAUCAGAAGAUGAUGAAUGGGAAACUGUUGGUCCUAAAAAUAAGUCUGCAGUGACAAGAACUCAAAGCUUUGUUCCAUCAGAACUAAGUGCAAUUUUUGGCGGACAAUUGAAGAGUGUUGUGAAGGCAAAGGGAAACAAAGCCUCUGCUACAAUUCAGCCAUAUCUCUUGCUUCAUCUUGAUAUUUUUCCUGAGGCUGUCCACACGAUAGAGGAUGCACUUCGCCAGUUUUGUGCACAAGAAGCACUCGAAGGUUACCGAGCUUCAAACACUGGGAAGGCUGGAUUGGUGACAGCUAGCAAAUCUGUCAAAAUACAAACCCUGUCUAAGAUUAUGAUAUUGCACCUGAUGCGCUUCAGCUAUGGGAGUCAAGGGAGUACGAAAUUGCACAAGCCUGUUCAUUUUCCCCUUGAGUUGGUUUUAAGCUCACAACUCCUUGUGUCACCUACAACUGAGGGUAGGAAAUAUAAACUUGUGGCUACAAUUACUCAUCAUGGGAGGGACCCUUCGAAGGGGCAUUAUACAGCUGAUGCUUGUUAUCCUGAUGGGCAAUGGAUACGAUUUGACGAUGCAUCUGUCACUCCAGUACCAACUAGCAAGGUUUUACAUGACCAGGCCUACGUACUUUUCUACAAGCAAGUAUAGAUCACAAGUUCAUAGAAAUUCAUCCUUGGUGAAGUCUGAGAUUACUUGAUCUCGGCCUGGACCAUCUUGUGUGAAAUGUGAAGCUGUUUUGCCUACGCUGUUGAGGUUAGGUUAGUUACUUUCUUCCGUGCAUCUGUUUUGUCCUCACCUCCAUGCAACACAGAGGGGGUACUAAUUACAUGAAAUAAUUUUUUAUCUCAAUAUUGAUAGUGAUAGCUUUGUCAGAAAAGUGGGUGAUGACGAAAUUAAGAGAGAGAGAGAGAGAGAGAGAGAGAGGGGGGGGGGGGGGAGCGGGGAAGGGGAUGGUUGGUUUGCAACAAUUGAUGCUAAUAGAGUAAUAGGGUUUCGUAUUUCUGUAUCUUGUGAAGAAUGUUACUUGUAAGUUCUCUGGUAAUUUAUGAUGAGAAGUUCUGAAAGGCUAAAAGAUUCUUUAUAGAGUCCUUGACUCCUUGUCACUCUUUGAUUUUUCUGUGAAAAAAAAAGAGCUUGAAAUAGGUUUGCUUCUUUUCUUUUUUUUAUUUUUUUAUUUUUUUGGGAAAAAGAAUUUUUAUUUUUGCAAGGAUUUGUCAGCUUUAGGCCUUAAUACUGUUCUUCAAUUAAAAUAGUUUUUGUUAGCCAAAAUUCUAGUAGUCUGUGAAAAUCGGUAUUUUGCCUGUGAGAAUAGCAGGAUAACACCAGUAUUAACAAAAUUCAAUUUUAGAUAGUAAAAAAAAAUUAAGUAAAUAAUAAAAAUUGUAUACUUGUAUUUAUAUUAUAUGUCGAGUUAGUAUAAUCCAUUCUGACACAAAUUAGUAUUGGCCGAUUACUUUGAGCUAUUAUUUUUAUUGGUUCGAAUAAGCCACAAGAACAUUGCUCUCUACAAAUGGUCAGGGAUAGUAUGUAGUCGCUCAGUGUUUGCAAUUAGGCUAAUACCUUAAUUGUUAUAGUUUUAUGUUGAACUGUUAUCUCUGUAAUCCCUAACAACAAUAAACAUUCGUAUGAGAAAUUAGUUUUCUUUGAUUUCA